GGAGAAACGAACAUAAAUGAAUGAGGGAACAAGUCAAGUCAAAGUCCUUCCUCCUGGGGGUCUUAACUUGCUUUUCUUGUUCGCUGGAUGGAUCCAUUAUCCGCAGGGAAGGAACGAGCCUAUCCACUCGGCGUUCAAAGUGGAAGCAACUGUAACUUCAGCAGAGAAUAGAACAGGAUGCAUCCGGAUAGUGCCUUUUCACGUAUCGCUUAUCGGGAAGUGUAUCUUCACAGACCGUUUAGGUCGUAGUUUAUCGAUGUGGAUACAGACGAAGCUCAACUGGUUUCCGCUUUCGGUAACCGAACAAUCAGGAUCGAGUGUCACCGUUGCGAUUCUCGUGGAAAACCAGACGAUUGUUCGGUCUUUGAUAUUUUUGGAAACUCUGAACCCUGGUUCACUUCAGGAACCCGUCUCUGUUCUCUUUUCUACGGGAUCGGGCAUUUCCAGAGGAUUUCUGAUAAGUUUCCCGGAGAACCAUUGAUUCGAGUGCGAAACCGAGACUGACCGAGCUAUCGGCACAUGCUGC
Molecule: messenger RNA, 526 nt
Organism: Aspergillus piperis CBS 112811
Lineage: Eukaryota; Fungi; Ascomycota; Eurotiomycetes; Eurotiales; Aspergillaceae
Exons: 1
Coding region: 17-481 (154 amino acids)
Source: RefSeq, a predicted model, not a curated record